AAAAAUAUUUCAGGAAAAUGUCCAACUUUAGCUGGAAAGCAGCAGUUGAGACAAACAUCACCACUCUAAAAAUUUUGGGCCUCUGGCCUAAAGGAGACGAAACAUACAAACUAAAUUUUUACACACUUUACGCCGUUUUUGGAGUCAUUGGUCUACUUUGCGCCCACAGUUUUGUGCAAAUAUUCAACAUUUAUUUCAUCGUUGACGAUUUGGAAGCUUUCACAUCUUCGAUUUUCGUAACGUUAUCCUGCCUGGGUACCGUUGCGAAAACUUACUACCUCCUCCAAAACAUGCAAAUGCUCAAGGAACUGUUCAUCAGCAUCAACAAGGACAUUUUCCAGCCCAAAAACAACAAACAGAUACUUUUAGUUGAACCGAGUAUUAAAUUCUGGCAACGAUUUUAUCUGAUAUUUAGAGUGUUGUGUUACUGUACCACGUUUUUUUGGUCCAGUUAUCCCAUUUUGGACAAAUGGACCAAAGACCAUCGCUUGCCAUUCCUGGCAUGGUAUCCCUAUGACAGUACCAAAUCGCCGUUUUAUGAACUUACAUACAUCCAUCAAGUCGUUUCAAUUUGGUACCUUGUUUCCGCCAGUUUGAACAUUGAUAUGUUGAUAGCAGCUUUGAAUAUGUUUGUUGGGGCACAAUGCGACCUUUUGUGCGAUAAUUUACGAAACAUUGGCCAAAAUAGCAAAGAAAUUGGAAAAAAUCUAGUCAAAUGUAUCGAACACCAUAGAGAAAUUUUGAGAUUUGCAGUGCAAUCCAAUGUUUUUUUCAACUUAAUUGUGCUUUUGCAAUUUUUCACCAGUGCCGUAUCUGUUGGUUUUACAAUGUUUUUGUUGACUAUAGUCGCCCCCUUCAGCAGCCAGUUCUACUCGUUUAUUUGUUACGGAAGUUCCAUUAUUACAGAAAUGUUCAUCUAUUGUUGGUUUGGUAACGAAGUCGAGAUUAAGAGCAAUGCUAUACCUUAUGCUCCUUUUGAAUCGGAAUGGAUUGGUGUUCCCAUUGAAGUGCAAAAAAAUCUUAUUAUUUUUACAAUAAGAGCUCAGAGACCGCUCAAAAUGUCGGCCCUCAAUUUGUUUUACCUCUCAUUGGAUACUUUUAAAGCGAUUCUGAAAACUUCUUGGUCGUAUUUCACUCUUUUAAAUCAGGCAAACUCUAAUUAA
Molecule: messenger RNA, 1163 nt
Organism: Tribolium castaneum (red flour beetle)
Lineage: Eukaryota; Metazoa; Arthropoda; Insecta; Coleoptera; Tenebrionidae
Product: odorant receptor 4-like
Exons: 5
Coding region: 18-1163 (381 amino acids)
Biological process (GO): sensory perception of smell; detection of chemical stimulus involved in sensory perception of smell
Cellular component (GO): plasma membrane
Molecular function (GO): olfactory receptor activity; odorant binding
Source: RefSeq, a predicted model, not a curated record